GACAACGCGCCAGGACGUGUUGUGGGGUGCAAGCGCCAACAGGUCGACCGCUUGCAGGAUAUAGAAUCCACAGCCCCGACAGCUGCACAGGCAACAUGAGCCUCCCCUACACGUCAGACAGCGCGCGCUCCGAGUCGGCCGAGUCGGCCGACUCGGCCAGCCGCGACAGCCUCGACGACCUCCCCUUUGCCCAGCCGCUCGCACGCGCCGACUUCCUCUCCCCCACCUUUACGCCAUCAUCCUACCUCUCCACCCUCUCAAGACGGCACCAAACGCUCGAAGACCUGCGGUCGGAACUGCGCUCGCGCAGCCAGCAGCUAAGCGCCGAGCUCCUCGACCUGGUCAACGCAAACUACGCCGACUUCCUGACGCUGGGGCGCAGUCUGCGCGGCGGCGACGAAAAGGUCGAGCGCGUGCAGGUCGCGCUGCUGGCGUUCGCCAAGGAUGUCGCGCUGCUGGAGCGGAUGGUGCGCGCGCGCGAGGACGAGGUGGGGGAGCUGCUGCAGCAGCGCAGGGAUGCAAGACGGGAGAUUGAACUCGGGCGGCGCUUGGUCGAGUUUGAGGAGCGGAUGAGGGAGUGUGAGGAGGGUGUUGCGGUGGCGCGGCAUGGGGGUGGGGGGGACAGCAGCGAUAGCAGCGGUGACAGCGAUGACAGCGAGAGCGAGAGCGAGAGCGAGGAGGGCGUCUCACCGCGGUACGGUGCCGGUGUUGCGCGGCUGCGGAGGAACGUGGUGCUGUACAGGCUGGUCAAGGAGGGCAUACAAGGGCUGGAACAGCAUCCGUUUGUUGCGGCGCAGACGCUGCGCCUGGGAAAGCUGCGCAGCACGCUGCUUCUUGACUUGGGCUCGGCGUUGCGGCAGGCCAGGAGCGCGGGCGCCGCUGCGUCGGGCGCGCUGAUGCAGAUCAUGGACAUGUAUGCGGCUAUGGAGGAGCAGGGGGAGGCGGUCAAGGUGCUCAAGACGCUCAAGUCGACGUGAGGCUGUGAGUGAUGUCUGCAUAGCAGCGGCGUUUACCAUGUAUUUCGGCGGCGCUUACCAUGUAUUUCGGCGGCGCUUACAAUGUAUUUCGGCGGCGUUCACGAUACAUUUCGGCGGCGUUCACGAUACAUUUCAGCGGCGGUCACGAUACGUUUCGGCGGCGGUCACGAUACGUUUCGGCGGCGCUACAUGGUACAUUUACGUUCAUAUGGUACAUUUUUGCACAGCGUAAAGCUACACGAUCCUACAAGGGGCCGCUGAGCUACACGACCCUACAAGGGGCCGCUGGGCUACACGAUCCUACAAGGGGCCGCUGGGCUACACGACCCUACAAGAGGCCGCUGGGCUACACGACCCUACAGGGGGCCGCUGAGCAGGGCCGGGGAUAUCGAGCUGGGGCCCUUGAACUCGCCGUUCAGCGUGAAGCCGGGCGAAU
Didymella exigua CBS 183.55 is the source of this 1413-nucleotide messenger RNA. RefSeq lists its product as uncharacterized. The transcript is spliced from 2 exons. Bases 96 to 977 code for a protein of 293 amino acids. Gene Ontology annotation, biological process: protein transport; intra-Golgi vesicle-mediated transport; Golgi organization. Lineage: Eukaryota; Fungi; Ascomycota; Dothideomycetes; Pleosporales; Didymellaceae. The record is from RefSeq and is a predicted model, not a curated record. Gene Ontology annotation, cellular component: membrane; COG complex.